Molecule: messenger RNA, 1367 nt
Organism: Lucilia cuprina (Australian sheep blowfly)
Lineage: Eukaryota; Metazoa; Arthropoda; Insecta; Diptera; Calliphoridae
Exons: 1
Coding region: 102-1271 (389 amino acids)
Biological process (GO): ubiquitin-dependent protein catabolic process
Cellular component (GO): cytosol
Molecular function (GO): polyubiquitin modification-dependent protein binding
Source: RefSeq, a predicted model, not a curated record
UUAAUAUUUGUCUGCGCUGGGUUCUGAUUUGCAACUUGCAUUUUUGCUAGAAGAAAAAGAAACAAAGAAAAUAAUUUAUUUUGAGAAAUAUUUCCUACAAAAUGCAUUCAAUUUACGCAGGAUUACACUUACCCAAUAAACCAGAAGAAUUUUUAACAAUAAGCGAAAUAGAUUUUGACAAAAGUGUAUUGGACCUAAAGCAAAAAAUUGGAGAAAAAUGUCAAUUUGAAGUCGAUAAAUUGGAAGUCAUCUACAAUGGUAUUGCACUACAAGAUGAGAAAAAAAUAGGUGAUACUCUUAAGCCGGAAGCUGUUAUACAUUGCUUCCAGAAAACAAAGAAAUACACGCCAUACGAACCAUCAGAAAAAGUAAAAGAUCCAGAAGCGGUGAACAAUGCUCAAGUUUUAUUCUAUAAUAUUGGUAAUAUACAGAUUAAUGUUAGUUGUCGUGUGAAUAUAUUGCAGAAAAUAUUAGCUGAAUAUCCAGAAUUUCGUAGAAAUCCUGCUGCUCUAGCUCUCAUAAGAGACUCUGUUCUAUUCAAUACACUUCACCAACCUGAAGUAAUUAAAAAAGUUGCUGAACAUUAUCCAAUUAUUUUGGAGGCGUCAUCAUUUAUAGUAAGCACUGUACGCAAGGAAUUAGCUAGAAACAUAUCAGCAUCUAAAUUUUCUGAACCAGCUACCGAUUCCACCAACUCCUCAGAAGAAGAAAACUCGGUGGGCAGUAAUGAUCGUAGCAGCAGUCGUGAUGAAGAUUCUGGUCGUAGUCAGUCAGAAACCGCUCGUAUACGCAUGAUAAGCCGUCAGCAAUUGCAAGCUGCAUUAGCACAGAUAGGCUAUGGUUCAGCAAAUUCAUUGUCCAAUAUAGCGCAGAGAAAUUCUGAGACAACAACAGCUGCUUCAGCAACUUCUGAAGCCAGCUCUACACCCCUAUCAAACUCUGCCAGCGGUGAAAGGAUAUCAACGGAUUUAUUUCGUAAUGAAUUAUUGAGAGCUCUAGGUUCUUUGGGCCAACGUGUCAGCACAUCAUCGAGUCAAUCUCAAGAACCUGUAGCUAUGGACACAUCCGAACAGGAGCAGCAAUCAGCAAAUACUUCCUAUACUGAUGAUGGUGAUAUACCAGUAGUUUAUCGAUCCCAUCCCUAUGCUGAGCAAUUAAGAACUAUGUUGCAAAUGGGUUUUUUAAAUCACGAAGAAAAUCUUAAUUAUCUAAAUUUAGCAAGCGGUAAUAUUGAACAGGCUGUUAAUCUCUUAAUGGCAGCUAUGAUGUAACCGUCUUAUCGCACUUGAACUGUCCAUAUUUAAAUACAGAAAAACUUUUAUACAAAUUUUUCGAAAGAAUAAAAUCAAUAGAUUUAAUAUGUAAAA